Messenger RNA from Trifolium pratense (red clover), 3576 nucleotides. RefSeq names its product leucine-rich repeat receptor-like serine/threonine-protein kinase BAM3. Gene Ontology annotation, molecular function: protein kinase activity; receptor serine/threonine kinase binding; ATP binding. The record is from RefSeq and is a predicted model, not a curated record. The transcript has 2 exons. Bases 361 to 3339 code for a protein of 992 amino acids. Gene Ontology annotation, biological process: protein phosphorylation. Lineage: Eukaryota; Viridiplantae; Streptophyta; Magnoliopsida; Fabales; Fabaceae.
UUCAUUCAUCUGCAUGAAUGAAGAUUCCAAAUCUAAAUCAAUUUCCAUGUUGGACCCUAUAAAUUCAGUUUAUAAAUCAAAUAAUUUUUUUUUUAAAAAAAAAAAAAGCAAAAACUAAAGGCAAAGUACAAAGGUGAAACACUUAAACUGGUCUCACAAAUUGACACAAAGCAACAUACAUAUAUUAAUUGUGUGAUCAACUUGUCUGUGGUUAUUAUCCAUUUUCUUUCCAAACACACUUUUGCUUUUUCUUUUCAUAAAAGCUAAAGUUAACACCAAAGUUACAUAACAUUGGAUGCUACAUGUCUUUGUAUCUUCAAGUGUAUAUUCACUAUAAACCUAGUUCAAGUGUUUCAUAACAUGUUAUUUUAUUUUAUCUUAACCUUAUUAUUACCUCAAAAAAUGUCCACUCUUUUUUUCUUCCUUCUACUUGUUUCCUUCACUUCAAUUUCUUCACUUCAACUUUCUUUGAAAAACCAAGCCUCAAUCAUAGUUUCUAUGAAACAUGGUUUUGUAUUUGACAAAGCUUCAAACUCUUGUUUGAAUAGUUGGAACAUUUCUAACUACAUGUCACUUUGUACUUGGUAUGGAAUUCAAUGUGACCAAAAAAACAUGUCUAUAGUUUCACUUGACAUUUCAAAGUUAAACAUUUCAAGUUCAUUUUCACCUCAUAUCACCAAACUUUAUACACUUGUGAAUGUUUCAAUUCAAGAAAAUAGCUUCUAUGGUGAGUUUCCAUCUGAAAUUCAUAAGCUACAAAGUUUGAAAUACCUUAACAUAUCAAAUAAUAUGUUUAGUGGAAACUUGAGUUGGGAAUUCAACAAUUUGAAAGAGCUUGAAGUGUUGGAUAUUUACAACAAUGGUUUCAAUGGUUCACUUCCAAAGAAUGUUACUCAAAUGUUGAAGCUUAAGCAUUUGAAUUUUGGAGGGAAUUAUUUUAAUGGAAAAAUUCCUACAAGUUAUGGUGAAAUGAAAGAGUUGAAUUUUUUGUCUCUUGCUGGAAAUGAUUUGAGUGGUGAGAUACCUAGUGAGCUUGGAAAUUUGACUAGUUUGGAAUAUCUUUAUUUAGGUUAUUUCAAUCAAUUUGAUGGUGGAAUUCCAAAUGAGUUUGGUAAGUUGAUUAAUUUGGUUCAUUUAGAUUUAGCAAGUUGUUUCUUGAAAGGUUCAAUUCCAAAUGAGUUAGGUCAACUUUACAAGUUAGAUACACUUUUCUUGCAAAAAAAUCAAUUAACCGGUUCGAUUCCACCUGAGUUAGGUAAUUUGAGUAAAUUAAAUGCUCUUGAUUUAUCACUCAAUAACCUAACAGGUGGAAUCCCGAACGAAUUCUCGAACCUUCAAGAACUUUCUCUUUUGAACCUUUUUAUCAACAAGUUUCACGGCGAAAUACCUGAUUUUAUUUCUGAGCUUCCUAAAUUGCAAGUACUUAAGCUUUGGAGGAAUAACUUCACCGGAGUUAUUCCUCCAAAGCUAGGUCAGAAUAAAAGAUUAACCGAACUUGAUUUGUCGACAAAUAAACUCACUGGAAUAUUGCCAAAAUCACUUUGUCUUGGUAAGAGAUUAAAAAUCUUGAUCUUGCUUAACAACUUCUUGUUUGGUUCUUUGCCUAAUGAUCUUGGUCAAUGCAAAACACUUCAAAGAGUUAGAAUUGGUCAAAACUAUUUCACAGGUUCAAUUCCACAUGGUUUUCUUUAUUUACCAAAUCUCUCUCUUUUGGAACUACAAAACAAUUAUCUCAAUGGUGUGAUUCCACAACAAAAAACCAAAAACUCAACAAAAUCCAAAUUAGAACAAUGUAAUCUAUCAAACAAUAGAUUAUCAGGUUCUUUACCAACUUCAAUUGUAAAUUUUCCAAAUUUGCAAAUUCUUCAGCUUAGUGGAAACAGAUUCUCAGGUGAAAUUCCAUCAAAUAUAGGAAAACUAAAAAAAGUGCUUAAGUUAGAUAUAAGUAGUAACAAAUUUUCAGGUACUAUACCUAUUGAGAUAGGUAAAUGUACCUUACUAACUUAUUUAGAUUUGAGCCAAAACAAAUUAUCAGGUCCUAUUCCAAUUCAACUUGCUCAAAUUCAUAUACUAAACCAUCUUAAUGUCUCAUGGAAUCACUUAAACCAAAGUCUUCCUAAGGAGCUAAGUGUCUUAAAAGGCUUAACUUCAGCUGAUUUCUCUCAUAAUAACUUCUCCGGUUCGAUACCAGAAGGAGGACAAUUCUCAACUUUUAAGUCAACUUGUUUUGAAGGUAAUCCUCAACUAUGUGGUUAUGAGUCCAAUCCAUGCAAAAUUUCAUCGACGAAUGAAUUGGACUCGCAACAAAAAAACAGUUCACGAAAUGGAUUUCGUGGAAAGUUUAAGCUCGUUUUCGCGUUGGCCUUAUUGUUAUGUUCAUUGGUUUUUGCUAUUUUUGCUAUCAUGAAAAGUAGAAAAUCGCGGAGGAGUAAGUCAAAUUCAUGGAAGUUAACAGCAUUUCAGAAAAUCGAAUAUGGAAGUGAAGAAAUUGUUGGUUGCAUAAAGGAAAGUAAUGUGAUAGGAAAAGGUGGAGCUGGUGUUGUGUACAAAGGAACAAUGCCAAAUGGAGAUGAAAUCGCGGUGAAGAAAUUGUUAGGAAUCAACAAUGGUUCAUCUUCUCAUCAAGAUAAUGGUUUCUCAGCUGAGAUUAAGACACUAGGUAGAAUAAGACACCGAUAUAUCGUUAGGUUGGUUGCGUUUUGUUCAAACAAAGAAACAAAUUUGCUUGUGUAUGAUUAUAUGGAAAAUGGUAGUCUUGGUGAAGUUUUGCAUGGAAAAAGAGGUGAGUUUUUGAAAUGGGAUGUUAGGUUGAAAAUUGGUGUUGAAGCUGCUAAAGGACUUUGUUAUUUGCAUCAUGAUUGUUCACCUUUGAUUAUUCAUAGAGAUGUUAAGUCAAAUAAUAUUUUGUUGAACUCUGAAUUUGAGGCUCAUGUUGCUGAUUUUGGACUUGCUAAGUUUAUGCAAGAUAAUGGAAAUUCUGAAUGCAUGUCUUCUAUUGCUGGUUCUUAUGGAUAUAUUGCUCCAGAAUAUGCAUACACAUUGAAAGUUGAUGAAAAAAGUGAUGUAUAUAGUUUUGGAGUGGUGUUACUAGAGCUCAUAACAGGAAAAAGGCCAGUUGGGGAUUUUGAGGAAGAAGGAUUAGACAUUGUUCAAUGGACAAAAAUGAAAACCAAUUGGAACAAAGAUAUGGUGAUUAAGAUCCUUGAUGAGAGACUACCUCAAAUUCCUUUAGAUGAAGCAAAACAAGUGUUUUUUGUGGCAAUGUUAUGUGUUCAUGAACAUAGUGUUGAGAGACCAACAAUGAGGGAAGUGGUUGAAAUGCUUGCACAAGCAAAGUAACAAAACAUAUUUUAAAUGUAGUAUUUUUUGUGUGUGUAAAUCGAAUUUCCUCUGAGCUUAAUUGUAGAGAUUAAUCAAUUGAGUUGGGUAGUACUGGUUCAAAUGGAGUGAUCUAGAAAAGAAAGAGAAAGACUUGUUAAAAAAGAAGGGUUGAAGUCUAUAUAUUAUAUACUAUAUAUACAUAGCUUUGUGUUUAUGUUUUGAAGUAUUAAUAUUUCCAAAUUAAUUUGUCAUGAA